UGCCCAGCCCGGCUCCAGCUGACCAGGGAAGGGGUGGGCUGAGCUGAGGCGGGGGCAGGGGAGUGCCCGACACUGUGCCUGACCCCGCGGGUGACACGAGCCGGUUCUUUCCGGGCUAGGUGGCAGCGCGCGGCCCUCAGCCCCGCCCCAGGCCGGCAGGCGGAGAAGGAGCCGGUGGGGGUAGGGGGUGCGGUGGGGGGUGGGGGUCCUCCGGCGCUUGGGGGUCCCAGUCCCCGCCGGCUGCCGAGCGGGAAGGGUGGCGGAGGAGCCGCAGAGAUGUCCGGCCAGAGCUUGACGGACCGAAUCACCGCCGCCCAGCACAGUGUCACCGGCUCCGCCGUAUCCAAGACAGUAUGCAAGGCCACGACCCACGAGAUCAUGGGGCCCAAGAAAAAGCACCUGGACUAUUUAAUUCAGUGCACAAAUGAGAUGAAUGUGAACAUCCCACAGUUGGCAGACAGUUUAUUUGAAAGAACUACUAAUAGUAGUUGGGUCGUGGUCUUCAAAUCUCUCAUUACAACUCAUCAUUUGAUGGUGUAUGGAAAUGAGCGUUUUAUUCAGUAUUUGGCUUCAAGAAACACAUUGUUUAACUUAAGCAAUUUUUUGGAUAAAAGUGGAUUGCAAGGAUAUGACAUGUCUACAUUUAUUAGGCGGUAUAGUAGAUAUCUUAAUGAAAAAGCAGUUUCAUACAGACAAGUUGCAUUUGAUUUCACAAAAGUGAAAAGAGGGGCUGAUGGUGUGAUGAGAACAAUGAACACAGAAAAACUGCUUAAAACUGUACCAAUUAUUCAAAAUCAGAUGGAUGCCCUUCUUGAUUUUAAUGUUAAUAGCAAUGAACUUACAAAUGGGGUAAUAAAUGCUGCCUUCAUGCUCCUGUUCAAAGAUGCCAUUAGACUGUUUGCAGCAUACAAUGAAGGAAUUAUUAACCUGUUGGAAAAAUAUUUUGAUAUGAAAAAGAACCAAUGCAAAGAAGGUCUGGACAUCUAUAAGAAGUUUCUGACUAGGAUGACAAGAAUCUCAGAGUUUCUCAAAGUUGCAGAGCAAGUUGGAAUUGACAGAGGUGAUAUACCAGACCUUUCACAGGCCCCCAGCAGUCUACUUGAUGCUUUGGAACAACAUUUAGCUUCCUUGGAAGGAAAGAAAAUCAAAGAUUCUACAGCUGCAAGCAGGGCAACAACACUUUCCAACGCAGUCUCUUCCCUGGCAAGCACUGGCCUGUCUCUAACCAAAGUGGAUGAAAGGGAAAAGCAGGCAGCAUUAGAGGAAGAACAGGCUCGUUUAAAAGCUUUAAAGGAACAGCGCCUAAAAGAACUUGCAAAGAAACCUCAUACCUCUUUAACAACUGCAGCCUCUCCUGUGUCCACCUCUGCAGGGGGUAUAAUGACUGCACCAGCCAUUGACAUAUUUUCUACCCCUAGUUCUUCUAACAGCACAUCAAAGCUACCAAAUGAUCUGCUUGAUUUACAACAGCCAACUUUUCACCCAUCUGUACUUCCUAUGCCAUCUACUUCUCAGGUAGCAAGUACAUGGGGAGAUCCUUUCUCUGCUACUGUAGAUGCUGUUGAUGAUGCCAUUCCAAGCUUAAAUCCUUUCCUCACAAAAAGUAGUGGUGAUGUUCACCUUCCCAUUUCUUCAGAUGUAUCCACUUUUACUACUAGGACACCUACUCAUGAAAUGUUUGUUGAUUCUUUUUGUGGCACUCAGGCUUAUCCUGAUUCUACCCUUAUGUGCCACGAGUCUUCUGCUGUAGCUGGUUUAUUUGGAGGAUUCACUCCAUCUCCAGUUGCACAGCCACAUCCUUCAGCUGGCCUUAAUGUUGACUUUGAAUCUGUGUUUGGAAAUAAAUCUACCAAUGUUAUUGUAGAUUCUGGGGGCUUUGAUGAACUAGGUGGACUUCUCAAACCAACAGUGGCUUCUCAGAACCAGAGUCUUCCUGUUGCCAAACUUCCACCUAACAAGUUAGUAUCUGAUGACUUGGAUUCAUCCUUAGCAAACCUUGUGGGCAAUCUUGGCAUUGGAAAUGGAACCACUAAGAAUGAUGUAAAUUGGAGUCAGCCAGGUGAAAAGAAGCUAACUGGAGGAUCUAAUUGGCAACCAAAGGUUGCACCAACAACUGCUUGGAAUGCUGCAACAAUGAAUGGCAUGCAUUUUCCACAAUACGCACCCCCUGUAAUGGCCUAUCCUGCUACUACACCAACAGGCAUGAUAGGAUAUGGAAUCCCUCCUCAAAUGGGAAGUGUACCUGUAAUGACACAACCAACCUUAAUAUAUAGCCAGCCUGUCAUGAGACCACCAAACCCCUUUGGUCCUGUAUCAGGAGCACAGCUGUCGGCAGCAUCCAGCCCCUCCAGUCACAGUCCUCACAGAGCUUCAGGAAAGGACCCUUUUGCAGAGCUCUCUUUGGAGGAUUUCUUAUAAAUCACUUUAGAUACAGUUUAUGUAACUAGAUGGAAGAGAAUGGAAUUAUUCCAAAAAGACAAGUGCUCAAGCAGCAAAUACUUACUUCGAGCAAAAUCCAAACUGCUGUCUCUUAAACUCUCUUCUUCCAUUAGAAUGCUACAGUAACCCAGUGAAGGCCCAUGAAGGAAAUUGGGACUAGUAUAUAGGAGAACGUAUCAAUACAGUUUAUAAAGCCAAGAAUUGCCAUGAUUUCAGACUAAGAUCUUUUUGGUGACUAACCCUUCAGUUCUUUCAACUCUUAUUAAUACCCAUAAUCAGUAACCUACCAAGAAAAAAGCCCUUAUUUGGAAAGUGUGAAAUUUGUAUUUGGAAAAGCUGCCUGGAGAGAAGAGCUGUGUCCUUUCCUGUAAUGCAACAGGACUCUUGGGGGGAUCAAAAUCAUAAUUCUUAAUUAUGCAGUAUCUUUCUUUUCUCCAGUCCUCACAGACACAGAAACAGUAACUAAAAUUAACUUUUCUUUUAAAAAAUUAUAUAUUCAGUUUGCAGUAGACAUUCCUUAAGUAUUUGUAUUUAUUUAUGAUUAUCAAUUUACAUAACAUUAAUAUUGUAUCAGACCUCCUUAUGAAAAUGAGUAUGGAUGUAAACAGUAUGUUUGAUUUUUAUCCAUAAGAAUGAAUCUGAUUCCGAAUGCUUUUCAGCUGACAUACAGAGCACUAAAUAUUUUAAGGCAAGUCCAUAGGUCUGAAUCGCUUCAGAAUUCUCAGUCUCUAUGGGAUUUAGGGAAGCAUUAUAAAUGCAUUAAUCCUUAUAGUCAAUUCUGUGCCUAGGAUUUUGCAAGGGAACAGUUCACUGACUAGGAAAAGCACUACAUUUUAAAUUCAGCAUUAGUGCAUUGGGAAGGAACUUUACUGCUUUGUGCUUGGCAUGUCAUUAUUUUCCAUUUGACAUUAGGGCCUUUCCAAAAUGAAUGUGAGGAAUUGCUUUCACUUCAAGACUUUCCUUCUUUUCAGUAAAACUCUAGGAGGUGUUAUGGGGGGAGGGAAGGGGACAAAAUCCUUGAAACCUUUUAUUUGGCUCAUGCCAUGUUAUGAUCAUGUACCUUUUAAAUAAGGGGAAAUAGUAUCUUUAAAGUUAAUGUCUAGCCAAGAGUUUAGUUAAUGAAGAAUUAAACUGCACUGUUGAUCGGUGCUUUGUGUAAAUACAUCUUAACGUUUCGGUUGAGAGGGGCCUUAAGAAGGACAGUUCGUUGUAGGAAAGCAAUUCUGUACAUGAGUUUAAGCAUACUUGUUGCAUUGUCUCUGCAGAUUCUAUUUUUGUUUACAAUAUUAAAAUGUAUGUUAGCAAAAAUGGGUGGAUUUUCAAAUAAAAUGCAGCUUCCACAAAAUUUUUGUUAUGGUA
Molecule: messenger RNA, 3798 nt
Organism: Felis catus (domestic cat)
Lineage: Eukaryota; Metazoa; Chordata; Mammalia; Carnivora; Felidae
Gene: PICALM
Product: phosphatidylinositol binding clathrin assembly protein
Exons: 23
Coding region: 277-2418 (713 amino acids)
Biological process (GO): clathrin-dependent endocytosis; synaptic vesicle budding from presynaptic endocytic zone membrane; clathrin coat assembly
Cellular component (GO): clathrin-coated pit; synaptic vesicle; extrinsic component of presynaptic endocytic zone membrane
Molecular function (GO): phosphatidylinositol-4,5-bisphosphate binding; clathrin heavy chain binding; SNARE binding
Source: RefSeq, a predicted model, not a curated record